Symbiodinium necroappetens is the source of this 5222-nucleotide messenger RNA. NCBI's taxonomy places the organism in Eukaryota, Dinophyceae, Suessiales, Symbiodiniaceae. The record is from the annotation of a GenBank genome assembly.
GCCACGGAGCCAAGCGAUGGGCACAGCGAAUAUCAGGCAGCAAAGAUGUGGCGCAGUGCGGCAUCUACCGUCAAGCUCACAAUGAGAAGGUGACUAUCGACGAGCUCAGUCAAGAGGCACAAAGCCUCUUGGAGGAGCUUCAGAAGUCCGAAGGCGAGAAGGAUGAUCUCGAUCUGGAGUGGCGAUUGAACGAGAAGCUGGUGGAGGUUGUGGAUGCCCUUGCCGCAGCAGACGAAAGUGGUCCCGGUCGCCUUGCCCCUGCAGAGGGCCUUUUCGCUUUGCGCGACUUAUUGAAAAAGACUGAAAGGGGAAGCAUUGAUGAGGAGCGCUGCACCGCCUUUGAAUUGGAGAAGGCUGAUGUGCCUGGGCAGAUGCUGCGCUAUUUGAAGAUGCAGCCUGCGCAUGACACGUUGUCCGUCCGACAUCGGUUCAGGUUCCAGUGUUCUCCAUGGCAGCUGCACGAGGUGUUCGAUCAGGCUUCGUUGAAAGUCGAAGAUGUUCUAUGUCACGGCGUGCCAGAGCAAAUUGUCAUGAAUGAUCUGCGAGGCCAAAUCGCCGAGCAAGAUGCUUUGAAGUCCUUGCCGUCAGCCUUCCUAUUGGUUUUGUUGUAUACCUGCACUCUAUUGAGCACAAGCUCAAUUUCAGAUGUUUGGGCGCUUCAGCAUGCGGUCAGCUUCGACAUACUCGAGAAUGCCAACUUCGGGUUCAGCGGGAACCACGGCCACGAGAGCCUGCAUGAUGUCAACACUUUUACGGACUUCUCCUCCUGGCUGGAACUUGGCUUCCGUCCCUUGUUCUUGUCGAAAACGAAAGAACCCAGAGAAAAUAGCAGCGAGAUCCCCGAGACCAUGAAGCCGGAGGAGUUUGAUAUGUAUUUGCUCCACAUGCGCAAGGUCGGGCCCGUCAAACUGGCGCAGAUGGUUCUAGCACCCGGACCCUGCCGAGCACCAGGCUUGGCAGAAGCCUACGGAUUGAGCUGCGGUGUGCACAACAACGAGUACUUCAUGGAGGCAACUGCAGACGAGCUUUUGCAGAACAGCUUCGUGGAAGAACCAAGUCGAACAGUUUGGCUGGCAAAUUUGGGCCCAGAUGGACACUUCUUAGCCAGACAGCCAGCCGAUUUCUGUGCAAGCAGGUGGCUUUCGCGCGACACUCUUCGUGCCCGUCUCACCUUCGCAGUUUACAGCCCUGUGCUGGACAUCCUUCUGCUCACCAACAUUGAGUUCAUGUUUCCGCGGACUGGCCAUGUUUGGAAGGACAUCACACAUCGAGCAUUACCACUGUCGCUGUUUGAGACAUGGUCGAGCUGGACCUUCGAGGUGAUGUUCUAUUCUCUGAUCACUGUUCUCCUUUUUACAGAGCUUUGGGAGAUCUUCUGUCUGGUUCGAAGAAUGAGAAAGAAUAGAUUGGAUUGGCGAGGCUUCCUCGGCCUCUAUCUGAACGUCUGGAACUGUGUCGACUGGUGCUGUAUUGUCUUGGCGUAUUUGCUUCUUGGCUCUCAGUUGAAGAAGGCAUCAUUGACGAUUGAGCUCCGAGAAGGCUUAGAGGAGUAUCCGCAGACUGUGAGGAGCUGCUACCAGGACUCUCAGCCUGAGCUUUGCGCCGAUAGACAUGGAGAGGAGCUGCUCAAGCAGAUUGAAUCCGUUGGCAUUCUUGCGCAUAACUGCGCCUUGGAAGAGAGCAACAAGCAGAGCCAACCGUACAAGGCGUGCAUACAUGGCAUACGUGCAGUGGCUGCAGCUGACAGUGAUGCCAUAGCGCUGGGUCAGUUGCACUUGCUCGCCAGGCAACCACGUCUUGCGAUUUUGACACGCACACUGUCGGCUGCUGCGGUGGAUUUGUUCCACUUCGGACUGGGCGUUCUAGAGUCAUCCGUCGGCAGCGCUGAUGCUCAGGUGUUCCUGUCCGUCUUUGCAGCAUUCGCGGUGAUGGGAACAGCUUUCUUUGGAGAGGAUGAGCUGCAGUUUUCUACAUUGGAUCGAGCAGCCAGCGUCUUGUUCUUUGCCCUGAUGGGAGAAGUGCGCUGGACAUCCAUAGACAGUCUCGGACGCCCAGUUGCCCUCCUUUUCUUCGCAGCCUUUCAAUUCGUCGGACUCCUACUGAUGCUCAACAUGCUCAUCGCCAUUAUGAUGGACAUCUAUGCGUGCACGAAAAGUUGCGCCACAAGGAGCGAACCUUUAUGGACUUCAGUUAUGGAAGUAGCUACCCGCAAUUGGGAAGCCUUCAUGCGUCGCGAAGUUCCAUUACAAAAGCUGCUAAAGAUGUGCGAAAAGCAACGAGGUCUGGACAUGUAUGAGAGCGAGGAAAUCAUCCAAGUGCAGGACCUGAUGCAGUGGCUUCCAGGCCUCACAUCAGAACAAGCAGAGAGGAUCUUCUUCCAUGCUUUGUGGAACUACAGAAGGCAGAAGGACGAGCCAGUUGGCAUGGAAGAAGUCCUGCAAGCCGUUGCCGACACUCUGGCCGAUGUCGUUGCGCUUUCCGAGCUUCUGCCGCGCGCCGACCAAGUCGAAAAUGUAAGAGAAGGCUGUGAAAGCCGCGCUCAGAGUGAUGGCCACGAGAGCUUCGUGGAGAUGCACAGUCCCAGCGUCCUGGCACAUACCGAACGUCACUUUGACAGCCCGCGACCAUUGCCAACGCUGCAUCUCUCCCGCAAGAAGGGGUCCGUUGGAGAGCUUUCAAUCUUAGCGCACCGGUUCAUGAUUGACAGCUGCGAUCACGGACUGGUCCCGGAGGCGCGUCGAAGCUACGCGCAGAUUCUGAGGCGUCUUCAGUUGGACGGCUCGAGCUGCUUGAUGCUGACCGGAGCAACUGGACAUGCCUCAGAGUCGCACAAAGAGGAUCGGUGGAAGCUUUUCUACGAAGCAUUCGGGGACUUCUCGAAGCAAUCGAAGAAGGGACUGACAAGGUUCCUGAAGGCGCUGCAUGCCGUGAUCGAGACCGGAGAGGCGCUGCCUGUAUGGCGGCACAAAAAGGAUCGUGGCCUGAAGGCCUUGACAGAGCCUAUUUCCUUGAAGCUACGCAACAUGGCGAGUGGCAUCGCAUGCCCGGUGCUGGACAUACACUUGCCGAAGCAAGCACCGGCAUUGUCUGUUUCUGUGGAACCCCUGGUUCAGCUCACGGACCUUGCAAAUUUUCUCACAAAGGUUACACCAUGUAUUGACGAAGCAUACCUGAAAUUUUGUCAUCGGCUUAUUGGACAUAGGAUCUGGGACCAUCACACAGACAAAGCCUAUGAGGUGGUCGCCUUCGAGAUUUUCAGCCUCGGGCUGCCCAUCCCAGUGCACACAGUGCGGGCCGAAGAUGAGGACGCGAACCAGUGUUGGCUUCUGGCGAACCGCAGCUACGCAGUGCUGUCGCUCUCCGAGGAUGUUUCAGACCUGGCCCUGAAGGUGGCUUUAAACCAGCUUCAGGCCAUGACUCGAGCGGAAGAGUAUGUGGCCACUCUGGACAGGUUGGAGCACAUUCUCGCAGGGACGGAGGCUACGAAGAUCUCGGAAGUCAAGCCUGAGGAUCGAAGUGAUGCCGACGUUGCGUCAGAAGAAGCCAAAACAAAAGUCGUGAUGCUAGCAUCUGGCAAUUCCAUCCAGGUCCUGGAACUUAUCCGUGCUGAGAAGACACGCUGUGCCUUUGCUGCAGAUACCACGGAUGGCGACACCACCUGUGAACAGGCCGUGGAUCCUGCGAUGCGGGUGCACACGGUCAUGAUUGCCGUCUCUGACGAAAUCCCUUUCGAACUGUUCUGGCCAAUGGUCAAGGAUGACAUUGUUGGCGCGGUACGGGAGCUUUGUCCACGUGGUAUGCCGGGAAUGGAGGAGGCAGUUCAGGCGGGUGUUGCCAACAAUGGCAUGGGGCCGAUCGCGCAGAAGCUUACGCAGCAGGAGGCAGAAACCCUAGCAACACGUGUUGGACAUGUGGUCCAGACAGCCGUCGUAGUUGAUCAAGAAGCUCUUCAGGAGGCCCAAAAAGAGAAGGCCAAAAGCCAGCAGAAUGAGCCGCUGUCUGGACUCACGAGUCGCAUCCAAUUCACUCCGAAUGGAGACAAGACUUGGAUCCCAGGCACUGUUGUCGGGCAGCUCGGGGAACGCGUCAGCUUGGUUGACGACAAAGGGGUGCUGUAUGACAAGCUGCCGCGGGCACGCAUUCGCCUUCCGCCCGGAAAGAGGGACAGCACGGGAAGCGCCAACGGUGCUCCGAUCCAGGCAGUGCUUUCUCAGGCAGACCUGGUGCGAAUCCGGGAGCACCUCCGGCGUCGACAAGAAGAAUGGGCCGAGCGUCACGCGCAGAACGUCUCUGCAAACGCUGGAGCGAAUGGUACUGGCGGAAGAACUGGCACUGCAGGUGAAGAGGCUGGCGUUGCCGGCAGUGAACAAAGGACGCCGACUUCUUCGCGCCCGACAUCUGCACCAGCAGUGGCAGCGUUGAUGCAUCGAUCACGAGCUUCUUCCGCACCUUCGAUUGACGGAGCCGUAAGACGUGGUAUGAGCAUUCUAUCUCGAGAAGGUUCACUCAGUGAAGUAGACGGCAACAGCGGUGCUCUAGAUGUGGUUCAGUUCAUGGAAGACGAGGGCAUGGGUGACGACGAUUUUGACGAGGAGGGAGGGCCUGUCGACGAUGACGAGGAUGAAGAUCUUCCUCCUCUAGAAGCGCACGAGGCCGACGGUGGCCUUGCAGCAGGACGUCUUGGAGCUAGCAGAGGAAGCGAUGGCGAAAACAGAGAGUUUGGGAUCGGCGAAGCUGGAUCCAUGGAAGAGGAGCUACGGAUGCUGGAGCAACUUCGCGCCAUGGAGCAGAUUAUCUCCGAGGUUCUGGACCCCUCAGACUCGAGCCGCUUGAGGCGACCGGGUGGAGACUCAGCUGGUGAUGAUUUCUUCAGCGCCCCCAUGGCUAGCCUGCGCAUCCGUAUGGGUGGCAGUGAUCUGCGGGUGCCAGUUGAGACUUGUCAGAUCCGCAGAGGCGGUGGUGGCAAAGGUGGAAGCGAACCACUCCGUGGCGAGUUCCCGUCCUUCGUGCGAUCUGCAGAUUCUGCGAAUGCAACAUCCACUCUCGAUCAUCCUGUUGUGGAGCGCCUCGGUGCCUCAGAUCUCAUUGCUGCUCAAGGCGGAGACGAUCCGGCAGAUGGUGAGCGAGGUGUGCAACCUCCGCAAUUCUCGGCACGCUUCUGCCUGUGCUCCAGAGAGGAACCCGGGAAGGAUUCCAGCAAUGUCGUCGAAUCGGCGACCGGG